Scylla paramamosain (green mud crab) is the source of this 6477-nucleotide messenger RNA. Its product is annotated as serine protease svh-1-like. The transcript has 33 exons. The coding region runs from base 308 to 4942 and encodes 1544 amino acids. The record is from RefSeq and is a predicted model, not a curated record. Gene Ontology annotation, cellular component: membrane; extracellular region. NCBI's taxonomy places the organism in Eukaryota, Metazoa, Arthropoda, Malacostraca, Decapoda, Portunidae. Gene Ontology annotation, biological process: proteolysis. Gene Ontology annotation, molecular function: serine-type endopeptidase activity; chitin binding; protein binding.
ACACACACACACACACACACACAUAAGCACUCUCACAUGUUCACACGCUCACACACAGAACACUCAUGCACGCUUAGUGAGGCGGGAAUACCAAGUCGGUAAUUCUGUGCUGUACUACCUCUCUCGUUCUGGCGGCAGUUACAAAGUGUGAGUCUAACCAUAUACUCAUACGGUGAUUAAGUGUGCUCGUAGUGAACUCAUAAACAUACACACGUGCGUCAGCUUCAAACAGCUUUCGUAUACUUGGACAUGACAUCAGAUUCUUGAGCUUGGACGGUUCUGCAUCCCCUAUCAGCCCUCAAUACAGAUGUGGCCCUCACGCCGGCACACCAAUGCAGGGGCGCCUCUCGUGAGCCUCCUGAUCGUGGUUCUGUUCGCCAACGUCACUCUGGCUAUCCUCCUCCCGUGGGAUAGCAGACCGACCAAGGUGAAGCAGAGGACUGACCUUAAGCCCCCAGCAGACCCGCCCACCUCCAGCAUUCGGCCUCCUGUCAGGGUCUACAGCAGGCCAGAAGCGCGGCGCCUCAGUGGCAGACUAGCACGGGGACGCGAUGUAAGAGUGGGCGCAGCCGGGAACACCAGAGGGCGAGGGCGUGGAAGGGGCAGAGAGCAGGCACGUGACGCCUUCGUGGACCCGCAGAUUGUACAUACGCCCCAGGUUGUCCCGCAGGCCCCAGCUGUUGCUCCACUGUGCCCGGAACCUCACGGCCUCUUCCCUUACCUCCACGACUGCGCCAAGUAUGUGACGUGCAGCUGGGGGAGGGGCGUGGUGAUGACCUGCGCUGUCGGCACUCUCUUCAAUCCCGAAAGUAGCCGCUGUGACUGGCCCAGCGCCGUCACCUGUUACUCGCCUCCCCCGCCUCCCGCACCCGCCUCGAGACCGCAGUUCAUCCCGCCAGGACACAGGAGGGACCCCCCAGGCCGUGGUGGGUCCCAAGGCAACAGUGGUGCUUGGGGACGCAACGCCAAUGUGGAGGGAAUUGUCGACAUUACUGUGGAACGCGGUGGGCCCCCAAAACAAGGCAGCAGCCCCCCAGGACAAGGCGGCGGCCCCCCAGGACACAGAGUUAUUCCCCCAGGACGAGGCGGUAGCCCCCCAGGACAAGGCGGCAGUCCCCCAGGACAAGGCGGUGGCCCCCCAGGACACAGAGUUAGCCCCCCAGGACAAGGCGGCAGCCCCCCAGGACAAAGGAUCAGCCCUCCAGGACAAGGUGGCAGCCACCCGGGGAAAGGAAGAGGAUUGAUAACAUCCCUGGCUGGAACAGGAAAGGAGUUAGUGAUAUCCAAGUGGAGGUCAGUGGUCGGCCGGGUGAGCAGUGUCGUGAACGGCGUCGGUGCUGUUCUCAAGCAGACCUACAAGAAUAUAAAGGCCAAGGGGAAGAAAUUCUCCAAGAAGGUUGGACUCUCAGACCUGUCCGGCCUCUGUCUGCGACCCAACGGCCUCUUUCCCUAUCCAAAGGAAUGCUCUAAGUUCGUGAACUGCGAUCGACGGCAGCCGCACCUGAUGGACUGCGCUCCCGGUACCUUGUUUCACGCCGCCAAGGGAAUUUGUGACUUCGCCGCCAAGACAGUGUGUGCCAAGACCAAGAGGUCCUUCAGAGAUGAAGACAGUGAGAGCGUGAAGUACGUAAUUCCUCCUUCCUCGGGACAGAAAAUUCGUCUGAGAGGAACUACUAUGCCCUGGGCUGGUUACGUGCAGGUGAGCGAUGGGCCGGGUAGGUGGGAUCUGGUGGCGGACGAGGAGCAAGGCUGGACGCAGGAAGAGGCCUCAGUGGUGUGCCGGAGUCUUGGCUUUACUAGGGGCGCCGAGACAGCCUCACAAGGGGCGGUGUUCGGGCUGCUGCCGGGGCCAAACGCGGCGGUGAAGGCAGUACAGUGCGAGGGACACGAGGAGAGCCUUCCGGAGUGCCAGCUGACAUUGGGUACCAGGGAAGACUUGGAGAGGACUGUUGUAGGCGUGCAGUGCGUGAGAAACUGGGUAUCGGAGUGCGAGGUGGGCGGCGUGCGUUGGGGUGACAAGUGUUACUACGUGGACGCCUCCUCCACGCCCACCACCCACGCCCACGCCCGCGACAUGUGUUCCUCUAAGGGCGCCAGACUCCUCUCCAUCACUUCCCAGGCUGAGAGUGACUUCGUGUCCGACAUGUUGUCCUCGAUGGCUGGGGACACACCGGGCUUCCACACCGGCGCCGUGAGGACCCAAGUGUUCGAGCAGGUGUUCUGGAUGUGGCAGAACACCGACUCGCCGCCCUCCACCACGCUGCCCUUCGCCAAGUGGUGGCCAGGGUGGAACGUGACUGAAGAGAAUCAGGAGGCGGGCAGGGCAGCAGAGGUCAGCGGGAACGUGGUGGUGGCGGAAGAAACGGAGGGACAUAAGUGUGUAGUGCUCAAGGAAAACUUCCCCAUCAGUCCAGGGGAGGCGGAGGGGGGAGACGCUCCUGCUGAGUACUUCUUCUGGCAGCUGACUGACUGCAACGAGAAACUCCACUUCGUGUGCGAGACGGAAAAGUUGGACGUAGGCUGCGUAGUGGAGCGGGGCGUCAACUACACGGGGUCUGCCAGGGUGACGGUCAAGGGCGAGAAGUGUCAGGCCUGGAACCACUCAACCCUGCAGCGGAAAGUGAGGGACCUGUCGCCGCACAUCCCCUUAGUGGAGAACUACUGCGCUAACCCCGACGGCGAUGACGUGCCCUGGUGCUUCUCGUCCCAGGGAAUUGCUAGUGCGUGCGACAUCCCGAGGUGUGAGAGGCAGACGAUAGUGGAGGAAGAGUGUGGCCCAGACAAGUUCCGCUGCUCCUCUGGGGAAUGUGUGAACGGCGUGUGGUACUGUGACGGCCACGAGGACUGUGAGGAUGGGAGCGACGAGAGGGAGUGCCGGGACUACAGUGAUGGGUUCAGCAAGGCAGUGAACCAGCGCAUGAAGGGGCGCGAGGUGGAAAAAUGGCUCAACACACUCAAGACGACCUGUGCUGCCCGCUGUGUGCAGGCCAAGAACUUCGUCUGCAUGUCCUUCAACUACCACCAGUCCUCGGAGACGUGUGUUCUGAGUGACAGCACUGUGGGUCGGUCAGGCGGGUUGGUGCAGGAGGCUGGCUGGGAGUACUACGAGAUGCAGACUUACGCCAUGAACUGUGACUCCAGCUUCGUCUGUAGCGAUGGACAGUGUCUCAACUCCACCCAGCAAUGUGACGGGAGGAAGAACUGUAGGGAAGGGGAGGACGAGGACGGCUGCCAGAGCGAGAUCAACUUUGAAGUGCGCCUCGUCAACGGCUCGUCUCCCAGUGAGGGUCGCGUUGAGGUCAGAGCCUUCGGUCAGUGGGGCGCCGUGUGUGACGAUAUGUGGAGUUUGCUGGAGGGGGACGUGGUAUGUCAGUCCUUAGGCUUCCACCGCGGCGCCAAGGAGGUGCUCAUAGACUCACACUUUGGCUCCGGCGGUCUGCAAUACCUGAUGGACGACCUCAACUGCAAGGGCAUGGAGUCGUCGCUGGCUGAGUGUGACUUCGCUGGCUGGGGAGAGCACGACUGUGUUAUUUCCAAGGAGACGGCAGGUGUGAGGUGCUUCACGGACGAGGACGAGUGCAAGCAACAGCAGUGGCAGUGCAAGAACGGCAGGUGUGUGGAGAUCACCUACCUGUGUGACACUGUGGAUGACUGCCGCGACGACUCCGACGAGGACAGGACCAUGUGCGAGUCACCGGUAAAGGUUCGGCUGGUGGGGGACGAGGAGUCAGGGCGCAGUGUCUCCAGUAACCUGAUAGAGGACGAUAAGGAGAGGACUGAGUUUUCAGGGCGCGUGGAGGUCCGCUACAUGGGGAUGUGGGGUUCUGUGUGCGACGACGACUUCGGUCUGGAGGAAGGACACGUGUUGUGCCGCAUGAUGGGCAUGUCACGCGCCACACACGUCUACAAGAACAACACGUACGGCCCGGGCUCAGGUUUGAUUUGGCUGGACGACCUUCGCUGCCUGGGCUAUGAGUUAUCAGUGGAGGACUGUCAGCACAUGCCCUGGGGGGAGAACAACUGCGAGCACACAGAGGACGUGGGUCUGCGCUGCGUCAGGGACGAGGACGCUGCUUCCUCGCCCUCGUCAGUUCCCAUCCCAGAUGAGGACGCAUCGCCGGGCACAACCCCAACCACCCUGCUACCGGCCACGUGCGGGCGGCGCCUGGUGGAGGACAGGCCCGCAGCGCCCAUCAUGGAGAGCCCCAAGAUCGUGGACGGCCACACGCCCCCGCCCGGCGCCCACCCCUGGAUGGUGGCGAUCCUUGUGCACACCAAGACGGGACCCAAGCAAAACUGUGGGGGCGCCGUGCUGAGUGAGGACCUGGUGAUCACGGCUGCCCACUGUGUCAGCAAGUACCCGCCCAUCACGUAUCUCCUGCGUAUUGGUGACUUCAAUGUAGAGGAGGAAGAAGAGGGUCAGCAGGAGUUCCGCAUCUCCUCCAUCGCCAUCCACCCGCAGUUUGACAAGGGGCCUUACCUCAACAACGACGUGGCGCUAAUCAGGGUGCAAAGGAAGAACGGCAAGGGAAUACAGUUUGGUCAGAACGUGCAGCCUCUGUGCCUGGUCCCCUCCCGCUGGAACUACCCGUCUUACCUGAAUUGCACGGUGGCCGGCUGGGGCAGUCUGGGAUUCUCUCUUGGAUACUCAAAGGUCCUCCAAUCGGCGUUGCUGCCCAUCCUGCCCCGGUCCACGUGCCAGGCAGACUACGUGUACGGCCCGGUGAGGCUGACGGCGGGCAUGUACUGCGCUGGCUACCUGGAGGGAGGCGUAGAUACCUGUCAGGGGGACUCCGGGGGGCCCAUGGUCUGCCUCAUCGAAGGUCGUCACACCAUCGUCGGCAUUACCAGCUGGGGCCACGGGUGCGCCAGACCCAACAAACCCGGAGUGUACACCAAGCUGACGCAUUAUCUUUCGUGGCUCUACUCCAGUCUGGGAUAAUGCUUAUUUCUCACAAGCCUCUUCCAUCUUCUUGUGUGUUCCUCCGCUUCUCUUACUCGUGGAGUCUUUCAGUUAAUAAAUGUGGUCUAAAUGGAGCCCUGUUAUCAUUAGCUUCAAUGAUUGGUUUUUCUAAGCCCUAAGGAUCAAUUAACACACACACACACACACACACACACACACACACACACACACACACACACUCACACACAAUUUAACUUUUCGUUUCGGUUAAUGAUUUACAGUUAUAGUGUCUGUUAUAUUUCACUGGCAUUUAAUCAUGCCACUCUAUUCAACGAUAUUUACUAUUCAUUAUCGUGAUUUACGUUUGUGCAAGACAACAUUAAUAGCAGAAGCGUCAGUGAGUGGUUUGUGAGGCGCGCACCUGCACCUGUAAAAGACAACUGCCUAUUCGGCUCAGACACACCACUGUGAUUGGAAGGUUGAAAGCCCACCAUCUCUGUAAGGAUAAGAAAAUAAUGAUAAAUAAGUAUAAUCAUGCAUCCUUGAUUCAAAAAUUAAAAGUUAUAUGUGCGUGCUCCAGGCGUUGCAAAAGACUGGUUGAAGGCGGAUGUGAAAGGAAUUUUUUUUAAUUUUUUCUUUUCUUUUCAUGUAAUACAUUAUAAAUUUAACGAAAAAAUUCACUGACAAUAUUUUUCUUGUAAAAUACAGAGAAAGUAUAUUUAAUCUGGUGAUCAUUAAUGCACAAAUCUAACUGUUUAAUUCGGCCAAACCGAACUGGAGGAAAGCUAGUUAGAAAUCUAGAGCACGUGUUGGGGGAGAGCGGCGCGGCGUACUUACUUGUUUUGUGCUUGACUGUGCUUCCGUGAGUGUCUCGGAAUCAGUGUGUGGUGUAUAAUGUUCCUGAAUAUCUGAAGAUGGAGCUGCACUUCACGUGACGAGGCGGAGAGACCAGAUAACGGGUACUUCCUGGGGAAGAAGUAGAUGUGCAAACGCAAACAAGUCUUGGUGCGGCAGCUGCGUUACGUGGCUGUUUCCGUCGUUGUUUGGGAAAGUGACUCAGCUUGGGGGAGCCACGCACGUCAGCGACCCCUCACCAGGUAUAAAAGAAGGUGAUGGGGGCCUCACACAACAGAAGGCUUUUGAAUUCUCGCGGUUACAUCAUGAAGAUUUCUCUUCUGCUGACGGUGGUGUUGUCCUGCAUGGUAGUGGUCCUCGCCAUGCCAGACCCAUCUGCUCUCGCUGAGGCCCAUCCUGAAGCUCUGCCCAACCCCUCACCUGACCCCUGUGGCUGGGGAGGCUGCGGCGGCUGGGGUGGCUGGGGUCAUGGCCAUCAUCACCAUGGCCACCACCAUCAUCAUCACGGCCACCACCAUCACGGGCAUUACUGGGGAUAAUUAGCUGAACAUUCAUGCCUUGCCAGAAAAUCAUUCUAAAAAUGCUGGAGGAGAGAAUAAAAAUCAAGCAAACUAUGAAAAGGAUUCCAGAUCGGCAAUUGUGGAGUCAAGGAAAAGCUCACCAACUAUUGUGCAAAAACUGUGAGACACAUUUUUUUUUAGAAUAAAUAGAAAAUGCAA